Messenger RNA from Coregonus sp. 'balchen', 1914 nucleotides. The record is from the annotation of a GenBank genome assembly. Lineage: Eukaryota; Metazoa; Chordata; Actinopteri; Salmoniformes; Salmonidae.
GUGUAAUGGUAAGUCCCUGAUGUACCUGAAGUGUAUAAUGUGUGUACUGGUAUAAAAACUGUGUGUGUUCUCUAUAGGUUUGACAUGCGUACUGUGCGUGUGGACUUUGUGGAGUGUCUGAUGCGUUUCCUCCCCACUGAGGGAGAGAUUAAGAUGCUACGGCAGUACGAGAGGGACAGAAAGCCAGUGGAGGCACUGAGCGAUGAGGACCGUUUCAUGUUGCAGUUCAGCCGCAUAGAGAGACUGGCCCAACGCAUGUCCAUCAUCACCUUCAUGGGCAACUUCCAGGACAACAUACAGAUGCUCACACCGGUACACACACCACACUGUGAUACACAUACUGUUACAGGUCCACUCAUAAUACACAUAACAUAACAUAAUAACAUUCUAUAAUAACUUGAUUGUUGGUUUGGUUUCUGUCCAAAGCAACUCCACGCAAUCAUCGCUGCUUCUGUGUCCAUCAAGUCCUCCCAGAAACUCAAGAAGAUUCUAGAGGUGAGUGUGUGUGAUCUCUCUGUCUCUCUCUCUCUCUCUCUCUCUUUUUGUUCUCUCUCUCUUUUUGUUCUCUCUCUCCUCUCUGUCUCUCUCUCUCUUUUUGUUCUCUCUCCUCUCCAUCGCUCUCUUCUCUGUCUCUCUCUCUCUUUGUUCUCUCUCCUCUCUUUUGUCUCUCUCUCUCUUCUGUCUCUCUCUCUCUUCUCUCUCUGUCUCUCUCUCUCUUUUUGUUCUUCUCUCUCCUCCUGUUUUAACUGUAUAUGUGUGUGUUUCUCAGAUUAUCCUGGCUCUGGGGAACUAUAUGAACAGCAGUAAGAGAGGAGCGGUGUACGGAUUCAAGCUGCAGAGUUUAGACCUGGUAAAACACACACUCUACCCAACACACUAUUUCUAAUGUCUAACACACACUACCCAACACACUCUUUCUAAUGUCUAACACACACUACCCAACACACUCUUUCUAAUACCUAAUACACACCUUCUGAUUCCUAACACACACUACCUAAUAUACAUAUCUUUGUGAUACGUAACACACACAUAAUACGCUUGAUACACACUUUUGAAUGUAAAAUACACACCAGAAGGUAAUAUGUGUGUUCCUCCCAGCUGCUGGAGACUAAGACCACCGACAGAAAGCAGACCCUGCUGCAUUACAUAGCUAACGUGGUGAGAGAGAAAUACCCUGGAGUCGCUCUGUUCUACAACGAGCUGCACUAUGUAGAGAAAGCUGCUGCAGGUGAGUGUGUGUUUGUCUUGGUGUGUCACAGUUCUCUUCCUCUGGAGAACGUGGUGUGUGAUAUUAAGGAACGAACCUAUUAUAUUGUGUGUGUGUGUGUGCCAGUGUCCCUGGAGAACGUGGUGUGUGACGUGAAGGAGUGUCAGCGUGGUAUGGAGCUGUCGUGGAGGGAGUACAGUAUGCAUGGCCACAACCCACUCCUCAAAGACUUCAUCAGCAAACAUGAGACCCGCCUGCAGAAACUACAGGAGGACGCACGCAUCGCACAGGCAAGAACACACACACACGCACCAACACACACAGGUAUCUCAGAUACAUCACAUAACAAAGUGGUAUAUGACCAUGGUGACCAUCGUCCUGUUUUCUGACCCUGGUUGUGUCAUGGUUCUCAGGAUGCAUUUGACGAUGCGGUGAAGCACUUUGGGGAUAGCUCUAAGACCAUGCCGCCCUCUGUCUUCUUUCCUGUGUUUGUACGAUUCAUCAAAGCCUACAGGGUGAGCAGAAUUUGUGUGUUUGUGUGUGUGUAGCUACAGUAUACAUAAAGAUGCUACUCAAAGCUGAACUUAAUGUGUGUGUGUGUGUGUGCGUAGCUGGCGGAGGAGGAGAAUGAACAGAGGAGGAGGCAGGAGCAGGCGUUGAUGGAGAAGCUGGAGCAGGAGGAGCUGCAACAGGAGCAGGAGGAGCCU